Messenger RNA from Neltuma alba, 2115 nucleotides. Its product is annotated as splicing factor-like protein 1. The transcript has a single exon. Lineage: Eukaryota; Viridiplantae; Streptophyta; Magnoliopsida; Fabales; Fabaceae. Gene Ontology annotation, molecular function: mRNA binding; zinc ion binding. Gene Ontology annotation, cellular component: nucleus. The record is from RefSeq and is a predicted model, not a curated record. The annotation marks the transcript as partial. Gene Ontology annotation, biological process: regulation of mRNA splicing, via spliceosome.
UCAACCCCGUCUGCUACUGGGAAUGGAUACGAGAACGGACUGGAUAGCAGUCAGGGCGGUGCCGAUAGCUGUAGCAAUUCGAAGCCUGUGAGUGUGAAGCCGUUGAUUUCUGAAAACGCGUGGACGAAUAAUACACAGAGUGGCACCGACAAGGAUCACUCUGGUGGGGAAGAGGAAACUACAAGCAAACGUCGCCGCCGUAGUCGAUGGGACCCGCAACCUGAUUCCAAUGAUCAGAGUGGUGGUGAAGCCGGUGGCGGAACGAAGAAGAGGAAGUCACGAUGGGCCGAUGAUGAGCCGAAGCCGGUGAUUCAGCUUCCCGAUUUCAUGGGCGGUAUUGAGUUUGAUCCUGAAAUUCAAGCUUUGAAUAGUAGGCUUCUUGAGAUCAGUCGAAUGCUGCAAUCAGGUUUGCCUUUAGAUGAUCGCCCUGAAGGUGCUAGAUCUCCUUCACCUGAACCGAUAUAUGAUAACAUGGGAAUUAGAAUUAACACUAGAGAAUAUCGUGCCCGUGAAAGAUUGCAAAAGGAGAGGCAAGAAAUCAUUUCUCAGAUUAUCAAGAAAAACCCCGCAUUCAAGCCACCCGCCGAUUAUAGGCCACCGAAGCUUCAGAAGAAGCUGUACAUACCAAUGAAAGAAUAUCCUGGUUACAACUUUAUAGGGCUUAUUAUUGGUCCUCGAGGCAACACACAGAAGCGCAUGGAAAGAGAAACUGGUGCUAAAAUUGUGAUUCGAGGUAAAGGGUCAGUGAAAGAGGGUAGACUGCAACAGAAGAGGGAUUUGAAACCUGACCCUUCAGAGAAUGAAGAUUUGCAUGUUCUUGUGGAGGCAGAAACACAAGAAUCACUUGAUGCUGCCGCAGGCAUGGUGGAGAAACUCUUGCAGCCUGUGGAUGAGGUGUUGAAUGAGCAUAAGAGGCAACAGCUUAGAGAACUUGCGGCCUUGAAUGGUACAAUUAGGGAUGAAGAAUAUUGCCGGCUGUGUGGUGAACCUGGCCAUCGCCAAUAUGCAUGCCCUACGCGCACUUCUACAUUUAAGAGUGAAGUGGUCUGUAAGCAUUGUGGGGAUGGUGGUCACCCAAGCAUAGACUGUCCAGUGAAGGGAGCCACAGGCAAGAAGAUGGAUGACGAAUAUCAGAACUUUUUGGCAGAGCUGGGAGGGACAGUUCCAGAAUCAUCUAUAAAACAGACCAACACGUUGGCAAUUGGUUCAGGCAAUUCUGGAAGCAAUCCUCCUUGGGCUAACAAUUCUGGAUCGACUGGCGGUACAUCACAAGCUGGCUUAGGGGCUAAUCCGGUUAAAAAGGAAAUUGAUGAUACAAAUUUGUACAUUGGGUAUUUGCCGCCUACUCUUGAUGAUGAUGGUCUGAUCCAAUUGUUUCAACAAUUUGGUGAGAUUGUUAUGGCAAAGGUUAUAAAAGAUCGGAUGACUGGUUUGAGUAAAGGAUAUGGGUUUGUCAAGUAUGCUGAUAUCCAAAUGGCAAAUAAUGCAAUUAUGGCCAUGAAUGGCUAUCGCCUUGAGGGUAGAACCAUUGCAGUGAGAGUUGCUGGUAAGCCGCCUCAGCCUACUGUUCCUCCUGGUCCGCCAGCAUCAGCCAUGCCCACAUAUCCUAUUUCAAGCCAGCCAGUUGGUGCCUAUCCAUCCCAACAAUAUGCUGCUGGUGGUCCUUUAGGCGCUGCACCCCCUGGAAGUUAUGCCAGUGCCCCAGUUCCAUGGGGACCUCCUGUUCCUCCACCUUAUGCUCCUUAUGCUCCUCCCCCUCCUGGAUCAACUAUGUACCCUCCUAUUCAAGGUCAAUCUAUACCUCCAUACGGUAUUCAGUAUCCUCCAGUCCAGACAGCCCCUCCAGGUGCCCCAUCCCAGCCUGCAGCUUCUAGUGAAUCACAGCAGCAGAGUUUCCCUCCAGGAGUGCAGUCUGACAGCAGCACUUCUACUCAAUCUACGUCGGCCAAUAUUUAUGGGAGUUCAAUACCUUCUAUGCCACCAACUGCUCAACCUACAUAUGCUACAUCUUAUGGUUAUCCGCCUUACUAUGGUACAGUUCCCCCUCCACCCCCCCGCCUGCCCCUGCACCUAUCCCGACUUCAGACCCACAUGCCUUGGGCUACCAAUCCUUCU